AAUGACCGUACUAGUUCUUAAUUUUCACCAUAGAAAUCCAGAUAUGUACGAAAUGCCCAGUUGGAUAAGAAAAACAGUUUGUGAAUGGUUGGCCUGGAUUCUUCGAAUGUCACGUCCUGGUAAAGAUAUUUCUCGUCAAUUCCUUCUGCGUAAAGCCAAGAUGCGCGAACUUGAAACCCGCUAUCCACCAUCCCUAAGCCUCUUGUCCAAUGUUAAGGACGUUGACAAUGCGAUUCCAUUAAACGACUUUCCUCCCCUGAGAUCAAUUAGAGUCGAAGAAGGAGGUUUUGCAUCUGUUCGCAACGAACUCUUAGCCAUUCUUAACGAGCUAAGAUAUAUAACACAUAAAAUUAAGCACGAUAGCGAAGCCUCAGAGGAGAUAAACGAUUGGAAAUUUGCCGCCAUGGUUAUAGAUAGACUUUGCUUAUGGGUGUCGGCUGUUUACAUGGCAGUAUCCACUCUGGCUAUAUUCCUCUCUGCUCCGAAUAUAGCUAAUACUUAG
Messenger RNA from Dimorphilus gyrociliatus, 502 nucleotides. The record is from the annotation of a GenBank genome assembly. Lineage: Eukaryota; Metazoa; Annelida; Polychaeta; Dinophilidae.